Molecule: messenger RNA, 966 nt
Organism: Arabidopsis thaliana (thale cress)
Lineage: Eukaryota; Viridiplantae; Streptophyta; Magnoliopsida; Brassicales; Brassicaceae
Product: E2F/DP family winged-helix DNA-binding domain-containing protein
Exons: 3
Coding region: 2-877 (291 amino acids)
Biological process (GO): regulation of DNA-templated transcription
Molecular function (GO): DNA-binding transcription factor activity; sequence-specific DNA binding
Source: RefSeq, marked reviewed
CAUGAGCAAAAAUGAAGGUUCAUUAACCUCAGUAUCAUAUUUCAUCACCACAACGUAUGAUAUGGUCGAUGAUCUUUCAUUAGAUUCAAUAAUUUCUUGGAGCCAGAGCGGCAAGAGUUUCAUCAUUUGGAAUCCAGAAGAAUUUUACAACAAUCUUCUUCAAAGAUUCUGCUUCCAACGCAUAAAUACCUUUUUCUCUUUCCUUUUUUCACAUGGUUUCAGAAAAAUCGACUCUGGAAAAUGGGAAUUCGCGAAUGAUAAUUUUGUGCGAGGUCAACGUCACCUCAUAAAUAACAUUAUAAGUGAUGUAAUAGAGCAGGAGGUUCAAUAUGAUCAAGGAAUGGAAUUGUUUAAAGCAGAAAAAUUAUUUGCACGACUAGUGAAAAAAGUACAGGAUCAAUUGCCACCUCAUAACAGUUAUCCAACCUCAAAACUUCCUUUCCCCACCAAAAUCUAUGAGAUGGUGGACGAUCCUUCAUCGGAUGCUAUUAUCUCAUGGAGCCAAAGUGGCAAGAGUUUCAUCAUUUGGAAUCCACAAGAAUUUUGCAAAGAUCAUCUUCGUAGACUCUUCAAUACCCUCCAUAUACAUUUUUUCUUCUAUAAACUUAAAAUAUUUGGUUUCAAAAAAAUUAAUCCAAAGAAAUGGGAAUUUGCAAAUGAUAAUUUUGUCCGGGGUCAACGUCACCUUGUGGAAAUCAUUAUAAGCAAUGAUAAAAAGAAGAAUGAUCAACUACGUAAACAGGAUGCCAGAGAGAAAAAAAUGGCGGAGGCAGGAGAAUUGUUUAAGUUGCAAAUUGAGGAAAUGUCGGAUAUGAGAAAGAAAAUGAAGAAGGCCAAGGAAGUAAAGGAACAAGAGGUUCGACUCUGCAAAUUAUGAGUUUGUUGGAGGUCAAUCUUAUUUUAUGAAUAAUAUCCAUAAGAAGCUCUAGCUUGUCAUUACCAUUAAAGUUUGUAUUUAUUAGUUUU